CUUUCAAUCCCUCCCAGAUGAGCCAGUCUCAGUCGAAGUAUAAAUGACGCAGCGCGGGCAUAUAUCGCCAAAGUUUUCACGCUGCUCGAUCAUGACACGUCGUAGUUCUCCGUCUCUCAUUCGGUUAUGUGCCUAUCUAGCGUUCGUCACGAUCGCAAUCAGUCAAGACGAUAACUGCGAUAAAACGAAAUGUCCUGGUCCGUUGGCGUAUUAUGAGGCGCUCGGUUGCGAAGCCGUGUACGAAAAAGAGGACAGGUGUUGCGCGACAAGAUACAACUGUGAUCAUCUGAAAGAGAGAUCCAAGACCAAGUGUUACGUCAACGGUAAAGAGUACGAGAUCGGCGAGUCCCUCAAAGAAGAAGAUGCGAAUCCUUGUGACGUCGGUUGCACUUGCAGAAGUGGAUAUGAUGGAAUUGCCUCAUUUACAUGUGCCGUAGUGGAUUGUUUCUUUGGGCCUGUAAAGCCUGGUUGCUAUAGAAAACGUUCUCCGUUAAGUUGUUGUCCCCAAGAGGAAAUCUGUCCUGAAAGUCCCGCAGAAAGGCCUACAUGUAAUGUAAACGGAAAGAUAUAUAAAGAUGGAGAAUAUUUUAAUGUAGAAAAUGACCCAGAUUUAAACUGCGUGUGUCAAGAAGGAUAUCAAGGGGAAAAUGUCGAACCUUUCUGCGCAAGACCUAAACGUCCAUAUUGCAGUCCCGAUUUCCGUGAUGCGAGUGAAAUUUUUAAUAAGUGCGCUCCGGUUUAUUAUUCUACUCAACCGCCACAAACCAGUUGCAGCGUGUUUUCCAGAUGUCAAAACGUUAAUGAUACCGUUAUUCACAACGAGGAUAAUUCGAAGUCUGCUGAUGGAACUUCUAAUGAUAAGGACGUUUGUUAUUUCGGUGACAUGACCAUGCACCUCGGUGAUGAGCUGAAUCAAUCUACAGAUUAUAACUCCGUGUGUGUUAAGUGCGUUUGCGAGGUACCACCAGUACCCACCUGUCAGCGUAUGCCGGAUAAUGAGUGCGAUGUCACAAAACAUCCGCCAUUCAAUAAUUUCUAAUUCUUUUAAAUCUGUGAUAAUAAGAUUAUUUGCAUAACUAGAAUUGCAUACUAAAUUAAUAUGUAAAAAAUAUAAGAAAUCAUUUAUAUAUAAAAUGUAACAUGAUUUUCACUUGCUUAUAUUGUACAAGUAUAUUUUUAUUUACUGGAUAUUUGAAAAAAAAAUGUAGAUUAAAUUUUUUUUUCUUAUUUUUAUAAUUAUAAACAAUCUCAAGGAUCAACUAUUUAAAAUGAUUUGUGAAACAAAGUCGAAAACAUCUCUGAAUUUUUCUAAAUAUAUCUCUCUUAUUUACUUUAUUAUGAAAUGCAAUUUUGAAAUCUAUUAAUAAAUUACGAUGUGACAUUCAUACUGAUUUAUGUCAAGAUCUUUAAUCUUAUUCUAUUUUUUUUUUUUGCAAUUAUCAGUCUUGUUAUGCAAUAUUUAUAAAUAAGAAAAUUAUUAAAUCACAUCUGAUUACGCAUAUAUUACGCAUUAAUCCCAUAUGACUAAUAUAUUUAUCAGCUAAACUCUCAUGUUUGUAAAAAUAAAAGUAUCGUAUUGAAAGCGUUA
Cataglyphis hispanica is the source of this 1588-nucleotide messenger RNA. RefSeq names its product kielin/chordin-like protein. NCBI's taxonomy places the organism in Eukaryota, Metazoa, Arthropoda, Insecta, Hymenoptera, Formicidae. The record is from RefSeq and is a predicted model, not a curated record. Bases 44 to 1039 code for a protein of 331 amino acids. The transcript has 7 exons.